Molecule: messenger RNA, 1641 nt
Organism: Nylanderia fulva
Lineage: Eukaryota; Metazoa; Arthropoda; Insecta; Hymenoptera; Formicidae
Source: RefSeq, a predicted model, not a curated record
GUUAAGUCGAUUCUCGAAUGUAUCGAAAGCCUCUCGAAAAUCUCGAAGUGUAUUGUUGCCUCUUUUCCGUCGCUCUGAUUGGUUUUUACGGUGUUACAUGCUUCGUGUUAUGUAAGUACUAUUUGUCAUUUGACAUCGCGAAGGUUAUAUUGACAGUACAAUGCAAAAAUAAUAAGAGAAAAUAAUUACGAAGAAGAAUUUUUAAGAGUGCAAACUUCGAAAGAUACGCGGUCAACAUUCGUGAAUCUUUCGGACCUUUCAACCUAUCAUCUUUGAUAUUGUAAAUAAAGAUUGUUUCUGAAUUGAUCUCUGAGAAAGUUAAUAAGUGUUUCCAUAUAUCUUCAAAAUCAGAGAAAACGAGUACGAACCAUUGGUGUGAGAGAGAUUUUUCGAAGAAGAAUCCAGUUUGGUGACGGACAUAAUCUGUUAGAAGAACUCCGUUUUAAUGAUCCGCACUUUUUUUUUAUUUAUACAAGAAUGAAUGUUGAAAGAUUCGAGUAUCUCUUGAGUUUAAUUGGUCCACUGUUAAAGAAACGAAAAAUGUACACUACUCUUUUACCCUCUCAGAGACUUGCCAUAACAUUAAGGUUCUUGGCAGCAGGAGACAGUCAGGGUACUCUGAGCUUUUCCUAUAGAUGUGGCAAGAGCACUAUCUCUCAGAUCCUGGCUGAAACUACUCGAGCACUUGUAAGUGUUUUGAAGAAUGCAUUUGUAAAGCCUCCUGCAAAUGAAGCGGAGUGGCGUGAGGUGGCUGCUGGAUUUUGGGAAGAAUGGCAGUUUCCCCAUUGUGUGGGAGCCAUCGAUGGGAAGCACAUUCAAAUGCAGGCCCCACAAGCUUCUCAAAGUAUUUACUUUAAUUACAAGAAAACAUUUAGCAUAGUUCUAUUGGCAGUUUGUGAUGCAUACUACAAUUUCAUCAUGCUCGAUGUAGGAGCAGAAGGCUCACAAAGUGAUGGCGGAAUUUUUCAAUCGUCUGAAAUGGGUCGGCGAUUGAAUGAUGGAUCUAUUAAUUUGCCAAAUUCGAGUAACCUACCAGAAACUGAUAUUGAUAUGCCUUACUUCCUUGUAGGAGAUGCAGCUUUCCCUCUGAAAUCUUACCUAAUGAAACCCUAUGGCGAACGUAACAUAUCUCAUGACAAGUCUGUGUAUAACUUUAGGUUGAGCAGAGCAAGAAGAGUGAUUGAAAAUGCCUUUGGCAUUUUAGCAGCUCGUUGGAGAGUUUUUCGUCGCCCUAUUAUUAGUAAAGAAGACAAUGUGGAAAGCAUUAUUGAAUGUACUAUUUGCCUCCACAAUUUCAUCCUUAAGACAGGCAACAAGAAACUCAACCUGGAGUACUGCCCUCCUUCGUUUGUGGAUCAAGAAUUGCCAACUGGCGAAUUGAUAGAAGGAGAAUGGCAUGAUGUUGUCAGUGGGGAAAAUGGAGCCAUCAUUAAUGGUCCACGGAUGGGUGCAAGAAAUGCUGCUCUAGGAAUUUUAAAACAGAGAGAUGCACUGAAGGAAUUCGUGAAUGGGCCUGGGGUUAUGCGCCAUCAAGACACUAUUGUGAGGAUCCGGCAAGGAAUUAUCCCCCCUCAAGAUCUACACUUACUGCCAUGAGUUUUUUUUUUAAUUAAAUAAAUCUUAAUACAAAACAUGAAUAAA